Messenger RNA from Penicillium daleae, 2199 nucleotides. Its product is annotated as Zn(II)2Cys6 transcription factor. The transcript has 3 exons. The record is from RefSeq and is a predicted model, not a curated record. Gene Ontology annotation, biological process: regulation of DNA-templated transcription; DNA-templated transcription. Bases 1 to 2199 code for a protein of 732 amino acids. Gene Ontology annotation, cellular component: nucleus. NCBI's taxonomy places the organism in Eukaryota, Fungi, Ascomycota, Eurotiomycetes, Eurotiales, Aspergillaceae. Gene Ontology annotation, molecular function: DNA-binding transcription factor activity, RNA polymerase II-specific; zinc ion binding; DNA binding.
AUGGCUUCUUCAUCCCGCUCAACGGGAAAGCGGCUCCCUAUCAGUUGCCAGGCAUGUCGCACAAGAAAAAUCCGCUGCUCAAGAGAUGGCCGUCCAUGCCAGACCUGCGUACGGCGUGGCCUGGGCGCAGAGGACUGCAUCUACCUUGGCCAGCCUCGACUCUCGUCUGAACAGGCUGCCCCAGCAGACCCAAAUGUUCAGAAAGAAUUGCUUGCGCGCAUCCGCAAUCUUGAAGGCCUGCUACAAAAACAGGUCCACUCCCAAGCGGGGACUCCCGCUGGUGCGACCUCACCAUUAGGUGCGCCCAGUGCUGCAGGCAGCUUCUCCGAGUCUGAACUAGGUGCUUCUCUGGAAGCGUGGGGAAGUCCGCUAUUGGGCAAUGUUGGUACUCUUCACACGUCGCCCUCCGGCCAUGUGCGGUACGUCCCGCUUGCUUCGCAGUGGGAGUCGGUCGUUGCGAAGAGCCCCGCUGCGGAGUGUUUGCGGAGCUCUGAAGCGGACAUCGCGGAUGAUGAUGAUCUGCAAAUCCCGCUUGCACGGAAUGGGAGUAUCUCUAGGGCUGAGUUGUUGGCGAUUCUCCCACCGGGACGGUAUUGUGAUACCCUCAAAGAAGUUUACUUUCGCGUGUUCUCUCCAGUCUUCCACAUUCUACAUGACUUGACAUUCGAGGCCGAAUAUCAACAAUUCUGUCAUGAUCCCGGCAGUGUAUCAAAGGCCUGGCUGGCCCUUCUCUUUGCUAUCCUUGCCAUAGCAGUUAGCGCGUUGAACGAUGACGAUCCUCUUCUCGCUGAUCUUGGCCGUGAGCGGACAGUCAGCCGCAAUAUCAAAGUGCUCUCAGCACGUUAUCGAUCUGCAGCAUUGCGCUGCCUGGCUGCGGACGGCGUCAUGACCCGACAUUCAAUAAACUCGCUCCAAGCUCUCGUUCUCAUCAGCUAUGCUCGCCUACAACGAGGUCUCCCCUUUUGGACCCUCCUCGGUUUUACGCAUCAUGUUGCUAUCUCAAUGGGCUGCCACAUUGAUCCCGAUCGGUUCAGCCUCGGUCCCAUCGAGCGCGAGGAGCGUCGCCGUGUCUGGGCGGGUCUCAUGAUGCUAUACACUAUCCAAAAUACCUCUUUUGGUAGUCUAGACCAGACGCAGCUUCCACAGGAUGUGAAACCGCCCGCUGACGUCGAUGACGUCGAUCUCCUGACUGCUCCAGCCGUCUCUCUUUCAUCGAACCCCUCCUCACCAGUCAUAACUCGCCCCACGCAAAUGACCUUCCUCCUCCUCACAUCCCGUCUCUACAAGAUCUCAAACCGCAUCUGCGAAUCCAUCUUCACAUACCCACAAUCCCGCAUCUCGACAUCCCAACUUGAAUCGGAAAUCCUCGCCAUCCGUGAGCUCUGCGAUGCUAGGUAUAACCUCGAUAGCUCCCACGAUCCCCUGCCAGUUCAUCACCAGGCAAACCUAAACAUCCUCUACGCACACAUCCACCAAUUACUUCUCCUACUAUUACGACCCAGUCUAUGCCAAUUCUUGCAAGGCGAGAUCACAUCAGAGACAUGCGAGGCCCGCGGGAAGUGCAUGGCGUCCGCCAAGGCUGCACUAUCCAUCUUCCAGUCUCUACUCGAGAAUCCCCAAUUCGCGCCAUAUAAGUGGUAUACCAGCGGUCUGGGCAGCUUCCAUGCUUUCCACGCGGCAGUGGUAUUGGCCACUGGCCUGAUGAACCCGGAGAAUCAGGUUGAAUUCGACGAGACGAAGGAGAUACUCAGCAAAGCGCUGGACAUGUUUGCUUCAUUGUCAGUACGAAGUAUCUUCUGCAGUAAAGCUAUGCCAGUCGUGAGGCAGAUUAUCAGUGACGUAACAUCAACCCAAUACCAACAAACUCAACAACACAAGACACCCCUCCAACCCCAACUCCAACUCCAAGCCCACAUUAACGCCCAAACGCUCCCACAGCAACAACCCAUGCUGUCCUCGCUAGCGCCCACUCUCUCAUCCAUAACCAUGCCGGAGACAUUUAUGCUCUCGCACUCGCAUCCGCAUUCACAAGCGAACUCGCCCGUGCCUACCAUCGCGUCAUCAUCCAGUGAGCCAACCAUGCACUCUACUUUCGGAUUGCAUUUGCAUCCGCAAAAUUGGCUGGGGCCGACUUCUGUGCCGUGGGAUACGCUUGGUGCGUCGAUGGGGCAGUUCAAGUUUGAGUCGGAUGUUAUGUAA